AUGAAGCCGCGUGAUAGGAGUCGAGUGGGUGGGUUGAUCGGAAUUCAUUUUCAUACCGUAAUUUGGCGAACUGCGCCGUAGACUUGUUUUAAAGUUUGUAUUUUUUACCAUGUAACUUGUCCGUAUGGCACAGUGGGGGACAUUGUCCAGUAGCAAAAAACGUACCAUCUUGCAUCCGGGAAGUAUCAAAAAUGUGGCAAAAUACCUCCCUCUCCAAGUGAAAAAAAACCCGAUUUCAAAAGCACGCCCGCUAAAACAGUCCGGUGAAGGGAUUGGCAAUUUGCCAAAAAAACGUUUUGUCGGGGAAGAAAUGGGGAAUUUUUGGGGGGAGAGAGUACAUGUCUUUUUUCCUCUUUCUCUCCGAAAUCAAGACGAAGUGUAAAAAACCGAUAGCGAAGGGUCUACUCCGGUCACCGGACUCCUCAGUUUGACGUGCGGCGCGCCUUUCAAAUCGGAGUUUUUUCACUUGGAGAGGGAGAUAUUUUGCCAUAUUUUUGAUACUUCCUGGAUGCAAAAUAAUACGUUGUUUGCCACUGGAUCAGGUCCCCCACUGUAGAUAUUAGAAGGCUUAUUAUGAUUACGAAUAGUGGGUCCUGCCGAGACAUGUUAUACGAUGAAACAUGCCCAAUUGAUUUUGAUCGUAUAACGUGUCUAUGCUGUAAAAAUGUGUAACCAGGUCGUGAACGCGCACCAUUGCAUCGUGAUGACCCAAUUUAAUAAACAUUGAUUAUUAUUUGAUUUUUAUUAAAAGUCUCCAACUGCAGGUCGAGUGCACACUCAACACAGGCCCGUCCAUCGGUCGGGCAAUCGAACCAACAGCCGAAAUAACAGUCGCAACAACAGCAGGAACACCUCCAGAAAUACGAGUAGAAACACAACAAGAGACAAUUGUCGAGCCACCAAAAGCACUAUAGCACCGACCCCGAAGAAGGAGAGGAAAGCGGACAUUCUGGGCAAAGGAGACCUGGUUCAGCUGAACAAGCUUGAGUAAGUUGCAGGGGUUUAAUUUUAGAUUCAAAUUAUUAAAUGCCUUAUUAGAUUUGGACAAUUUUGCAUAACUUACACCAUCUUUCAGGAUCAAAGUCAAUAAUAUUUUGGGACGCGGCGGAUUUGGUCAAGUUUAUCAUGUCCAGAACAGCGAGAAUCUCAACCAAUCAGCUGCGUUGAAGAUCGAACCCCAGAAAACUGGCAAUCGAUUGCUGGUAAGUUUUGCAAUUGUUUGGGCCAUUUUAUAUGAUGAAAUGUGUCCGAUAGUAUUUCGUCGUAUAACUUGUCACCUACACAUCCCAAACGUCAAUUUCUGGAAGCAUAUGUAAUCAAAAGAAUGGGAAAAAAGUUAUUUUACUCUAUGGAUAUCUCCACCUGUGAAAUUCCGAUGUUGGAGACAUUUUAUACGAUGAAAUGUUUACGGAUAGGUUUCGUGGAAUAAAAUGUCUCAAGCUCUUAAUUUUAAGAAAUUGGGUUGGGUCUAAGCCUACACAAAAUAUUUUGUAAUUGCUUUCAGUUUGAGAGCCUGCUUCUGACAUACAUUCACACCUCUCAAGGGGGAAAAGACCACUUCCCUCUGGUCUUUCGAUAUGGAAUAAUUACUGUAAAGGAUACACAAUAUCGCUACUGUCUCUUUCAAGUCCUUGGAACAAAUCUGUCAGAUCUGCGACGCCAAUAUACAAAGGAUGGAAAGCAUUUUGAGGAGAAAACAAUCGCUCAUAUUACACUGCAAACUUUCAAGGUGAGCAAAGAAGGUUUUGUUGUUUAAAAUGUCACUCAAACGUAUAUUCCAAAAUGUCGUUUUUGCUUAUUUCUUGGGUUUUGAGGGGAUAUCGGUCCUUGAUGACAAAAAAAAAUUUAAGAUUUUUUCGUAUAAAAUGUCACCUUGUUGCAAAAGAACCGCAAAAUGUCUUCUUUCAGGCUCUGUGGGACUUCCACGGCUAUGGAUUUGGUCAUCAUGACGUGAAGCCUCAAAAUUUUGUCUGCGGCCGAGGUCCACAUGAAGCUCGGAUAUACCUUAUUGAUUACGGAAUUGGUCGAUUUUGUUUCGAAGGCGAUCAAUACGUGUAUGUUGCCGUUAUCCAUUUGAUAGACCCACUGGUUUAGCCGUCCAAAGACCAAAUAUCAUUUCACUGGCACUUUGAAAUAUUGCCCUAUCAACUGCCAUAAUAGAAGGCACCCGGAUCUCAAGGAUGACCUGGAAAGUUGGGUCUACAUGAUGUUCGAACUAUACGAUGACACCUCGCUGAUGUGGAGCGGCAGAGACAAUCCGGAGAAGAUCCUGAGGGGAAAGAAAUUGUUUCUUCAGGACUGUUCGUACGCCUACAAAAGAGUGCCUCAGGUGCUGGGACGUGUGGUGGAGCUUGCGGGCAGUCCGGAGUAUGGAAAGAAACCGAAUCAUAGUGCGAUUUACAAGGAGUUGGAACAGUAUUAUAUAAGGGAAAAGUUGGUAAGUCAUACGAUGUGGAGAGAUUUUUCUUUUGUAUGUUUUGUAAUACGAUGAUAGGUGUCUGGACGGAAUAUAUCGUAUAAAUUGUCACAAAAAGACCACUAUACUGACGGACCUGAUCCAGUGGAAAAACGUACCAUUUUGCAUCCGGGAAGUAUCAGAAAUGUGGCAAAAUACCUCCCUUUCCAACUGAAAAAACUACUAUUUCAAAAAUGCCGAUUUUUUAUAGGGCUGUUUAGCGAUAAAAAGCAACAUGUUUAAAAAUUGCGAGGCUAAGGGCCUUAGAAACACAAUUUUUGCGAUUUUGAUCCAUUAUUUCCCAAGUUUUUAGCUACAAUGACGGACCUGAUUCGGUGGCAAAAAACGUACCAUUUUGCAUCCGGGAAGUAGCAAAAAAUGUGGCAAAAUGCCUCCCUUUCCAAGUAAAAAAACUCCGCUUUGAAUAAAAAAAUUCCCUUUCCCACACAAAAAGAACGGACGCGAUUUUGAAAACGGAGUUUUUUCACUUGGAAAUGGAGGUAUUUUGCUACAUUUAUGAUACUUCCCGGAUGCAAAAUGCUACGUUUUUUGCCACUGGAUCAGGUCCGCCACUGUAGAUGGACGUUACAAUUGGCAAAGUCAUCUUUCAUUCAGAAAUUUUUGAAAAUUAAAACUUUUUCAACCAUUUAUUGCCAAUUUUUUACAGAUUCCUUGUGAAAGAGUUGAAUGGCAGAGUAAACACGAACACCUCGCACCAUUUGAGGUACCCUCUGAGUCCCUCACCGAUGAAGCGAUUCAGUCUUUGAAGUAUGACGAUUGGGACCCUAAGAAUCAAGAGAAAAAGCCCUUGGCGACCAAACGAGUAGCCGCUCCGGGAAAGACAAGUGAUGAAGAUAACAUUGAACAAGAAGCCAAGAAAUUCUCGGAAGACGAGUGA
Messenger RNA from Bursaphelenchus xylophilus (pine wood nematode), 3353 nucleotides. The record is from the annotation of a GenBank genome assembly. NCBI's taxonomy places the organism in Eukaryota, Metazoa, Nematoda, Chromadorea, Rhabditida, Aphelenchoididae.